UAAAUUCCAAACUCCUGCUUGUUUGUGUUUCAUUCUUUCAACUCGUGGACAAUCGCUGCAGAUGAGUCAAUGGGAAACCAUCCUUGACCAACAAUCACACAUUUCCCCUGUAAGAUUCAUUCCUCAUAAAGACCAUUCAGCAGAAUGGGUUGAAGAUAUGUUUCGUACUUAUUCUUCUUCAGACGCAUUUCAACAAUCACAACAAGUCCCACUUAUGAACUCAUCUACAGCACAUACCAUGACAACGCUACAACUAAAAAAAAAGCGUAGCAGCUGGCUUUAUCGCUUGGGCAAAAGUUCUAUCAUUAGCAUUAUCAUCAUCGUCAUCGCUGGAUGUUCCUUAUCAAAACAUUGCGACACAUUUGUUAAACACGAUAGAACAACUAUCCAUCAUCAUAAUAAUGUAGACACAUUAUGUCAGUAUUUACAUCUACUGAACGCGGACCAAAUCACAAAAGCAGCGACCGAAACUAUUCUACAAAAUCCAGUACUGAAACCUGCUACUUCAUAUGCAUUGAGUGGUUAUCGUUGGGUUGAGUCCACCAACCUUAGUGAAGCAUCCAAACAAAUAAAGCAAUACUCACAAAAGAAACUGAACGACCACUAUAUACCCUUGCUUAAAAGCCUUUACCAAAGUUACGUUUCUGAUGUCAUUACGCGACUUAUUGAUGAUUACAAACAGCAAUUAAAAGAGUAUAUUGAAAGUGGCUCAUCUAAAUCGCUGUCAAGUGAUGGCCAGUGGGUCAUGAAAGAGAAACAAGACUCAAAAAAGGACAGAAUACGACAGACAGCCAAACGCAUCGUGGAUUAUCUGGAUGAGAAGAGUCGAAAGUCGGCAAUGAGAGGCAUGCACAAAGAGGAAGCCAAAGAAAAAGCACGAGAGAUUAUUCAAAAUUUAAUUCAGAACGGCAAUCAUGAUAAAACGAUCAUUGGAGAUAAUUUCCAUACGGAUAGCAACACCAUUAGUAACGAAGCUGAUUUGCAUUCAUUGGUCGCAAAGGAGAUCCAUUCCAUAUUAGAAUAUGCCGCUGCAGAGAAAGCACAGCUGAUACACCAGCUCAAUUUAAUCCAGGCACAAAUAAAAGAAGCGCCCUCUUCCACGUUAGCCAACGACUACAAUGAUGACAAAAGAGAUGAUGAAGCAGGGAAGGAUGACCUACAACAAAAGCAGCGCUACUUUGUUUUCGCUCUAAAGAAUGAAGUGGAGGUUCUAAGAGCAACGGCAGAAGACAACAUUAGGAAACGGACCAAAUUAUCCUCGGAAAGGGUAGGUACGUUAAUGCAAAAGCACACAGACAACUCCAUUGUCCAACAACAUAUCAUAGAGAACAUUCAAUCGACUCAGAAACUGGCGCUCAAAGAUCUACGACAGACAUAUGUUCAAUUAUAUGAAACGAAAAAGCAAAUUGACCAACAACUGCUUGUGCAGCAAAAAGAGCAGUAAAACGUGCGGUCGGACAACACUGAUUAUCUUAUGUGAGAAAAACAAAUUUCUGCUGAUUCACAUGAAAAAAUUCCCAA
Mycotypha africana is the source of this 1521-nucleotide messenger RNA. RefSeq lists its product as uncharacterized. Gene Ontology annotation, molecular function: actin binding. The coding region runs from base 62 to 1444 and encodes 460 amino acids. The record is from RefSeq and is a predicted model, not a curated record. Lineage: Eukaryota; Fungi; Mucoromycota; Mucoromycetes; Mucorales; Mycotyphaceae. The transcript has 2 exons.